AUGACUUUCAUUAUUUAAAAAUAUGAUAAUUCCCAGGUCGUCGACAAAUGCAGUAAAGCGACCGUAGUUUGUAAGUACACGAGGUAGUGGUAACUAUCAGAGCCAAAUUUCAAAGUGCAUCAAAAUGGCUCUGCUGUUGAAAAAAAUGUUCCAAGGCUAUUUCUGGCUAUUUACCGAAAAACCUGACCCGCGAAGUGAUGGAUUUUUUCUCAUGUCGUCUCCCCUACAACCCGUUUUAAUCGGCGUCGCCUACUUGUACUUGAUUUAUAAAAUUCUCCCGAAAUUGAUGGAAAAACGGCCGCCGUUCAAGCUAGACAGUGUGCUGAUUGUGUUCAACUUGACCCAGGUUUUGAUAAAUGCGUACAUUUGCUUCUACGCGGGCUUGGAGAUCAUGAAACUUAACUGGCUUUGUGCCCCUAUUGACUACAGCAUAACGCCCCACAAUAUGUUCAUCAUGAGACUGGUUUAUUUGUAUUUUCUGACGAAAAUUGCCGAUCUGAUGGACACGAUAUUUUUCCUACUUCGGGGAAAAACGAACCAGGUGUCGUUCCUCCACGUUUACCACCAUUUCGGGAUGAUUGGGCUGAGCUGGACUGGGGUGAAAUUUUUGGGGGGCGGGCAUAGCAUUUUCCUGGGGUUUGUUAACACGUUUGUUCACACUGUUAUGUACUUUUAUUACUUGCUGACGAUCUGGAAGCCGGAGUACAAGGGGAACAUUUGGUGGAAGAAACACAUCACACAUCUACAGCUCAUCCAGUUUGUUUUCUUCUUCUUCAUCUACGGACAACUGCUGUUUAAGCCCGACUGUGCCUAUCCGAAAAUUGCGUCUUACAUGGUGGUGCCCCAGAGCCUGUUUAUGAUCGCACUCUUUAGCGACUUCUAUUGGAGGGCUUAUAUCAAACCGAAGAAGAGUUCCAAAGUUGCAGUGAUGACAGUGCCAGGAUAUAUUCUUGUUUCGGAAAACACAAAUCUGUUAAUCAUGACGUCUUUAAUGCACAUGGUGGUUGAAAAUUAUAAUGAAUUAAUGGAAUCAAAGCGAGACCCGGUCGUGGACUCGUGGCUUUUUAUGUCAUCCCCUGUCCCAGUCGUUACCAUUUUGCUAGUCUAUUUAUACUUCGUAUUGAAAUUAGGCCCAAAAUUGAUGGAAAAACGGGAGGCUUUUGACUUGAAGGGUGUUCUUAUCGGUUAUAACUUGUACCAAGUUCUUUUCAGUACGUGGUUGUGCUGUCAAGCAAUGACUGUGAAAAGUGCUUUACCUCAUCUCCUCAAUCACACUUGUCGUAACCCCUCAACUAACAAGGAAUUUCAAUUUGCGCUCGCUAACGGGGCCUGGUGGUACUUUUUUUCAAAAAUUGUGGAGCUCCUAGAUACGGUUUUCUUCGUUUUGAGGAAGAAACAAUCCCAAGUGACUUUUCUGCACGUGUAUCACCAUUCCUGCACUAUGUUUUUUUCGUGGGGAUAUUUAAAAUUUUUACCAGGUGAACAAGGAGUUGUUAUCGGAUUGUUGAACUCUUUCGUUCACGUUGUGAUGUACACUUAUUAUUUGAUCGCAGCCUUAGGUCCCAGGUUCCAGAAAUAUUUGUGGUGGAAGAAAUACAUGACUUGGAUGCAACUGACCCAAUUCUGCAUCAUGUUGGCUUAUUUAAUUUCCAUAAUUGCAAUGGACUGCAAGUUACCCAAAGCUUUAACCUUUUUCUUUGUUGCUAAUGUGGUGGUGUUCCUUUAUUUGUUUAGCAAUUUUUACAGGAAAGCUUAUAUCAAACCAAAGAGUUCUUUAACCGGAGAUGUAAAGACUAUCAAAAGCCAAUAGCGGGGUGUUGUAGGUGUAGGUUUUUUAAAUUGUAAAUAUAGUCAGGUUAUUUUUUAUUUAUUUUUAAACUAUAUUUUAAGUGUUGGGAGUCAUUUAUUACUCCUUUCAAGGAUGAGAAUUUUUUAAUGUUAAUGUACGAGAAUGUGCCUACUUUCUGUUUACGCCAACAAAUCAAGUUCUUAAAUAAACAUAUUUAAAAAUUGAAUAAUUUUAUUCACGUAACGGAACUGUAUUAAAAAAUAAUUCGUGUCAAGAGCAUUUCUAUUUGUCCAUAUACUGGCAAACAAUUAAACCGAUUUUUUUAAUUUUUAAAUUAAAUGUCUAAUAUAGUUCUUAAUCGAAGGUACGUGUCUUCAACAGCAAAUGUAAUGAGUGUAUAGUUAGUUCACAUUAAAAUUUUAUUUGUUUUUAAUAA
This is a messenger RNA of Tribolium castaneum (red flour beetle), 2225 nucleotides long. RefSeq lists its product as uncharacterized. Gene Ontology annotation, biological process: very long-chain fatty acid biosynthetic process; fatty acid elongation, polyunsaturated fatty acid; sphingolipid biosynthetic process. Gene Ontology annotation, molecular function: fatty acid elongase activity. Lineage: Eukaryota; Metazoa; Arthropoda; Insecta; Coleoptera; Tenebrionidae. The record is from RefSeq and is a predicted model, not a curated record. The transcript has 11 exons. The coding region runs from base 125 to 1810 and encodes 561 amino acids. Gene Ontology annotation, cellular component: endoplasmic reticulum membrane.